UAAAAAAUGAUGGAACCUAUUGAAGAGUGUGAUGAAAAUGUUGGAGCAUUCCAAUGGCAGCAAGCGUCUGAAACUUUGGCUGCUAUUCGUCAGCGGUUUGGGUUUGCGCUGGAGACGACUGAUCAGGAAGAUAUGCCGAGAGCAGUGAGGUUCACUUGGAACCUGAAGAAAACUUCAAUGCUGGAACCGGAUGAGAUUUUGAAAGAAAUUCAAAAAGUACUUGGAAGCUAUGGCAUUGAUUAUGAACAACAAAAACGAUUCUUGCUCCGCUGUAGCCAUGUGGAUCCUCUCACUGAUGCGUCAGUAAAGUGGGAAAUCGAGGUCUGCACACUACCACGCUUAUAUUUGAAUGGUGUGCAUUUUCAACGCAUUUCGGGAAGCUCGAGCGACUUUAAGAAUAUCAUCACAAAAAUAUCAGAAGAGCUUGACAUUUAAUUACUGGUUUUUUUCAUACGUCCCUUGAAAAAAUAAAUCAUUUACCAAUGCAGA
Molecule: messenger RNA, 489 nt
Organism: Caenorhabditis elegans
Lineage: Eukaryota; Metazoa; Nematoda; Chromadorea; Rhabditida; Rhabditidae
Gene: Y60A3A.16
Product: non-specific serine/threonine protein kinase
Molecular function (GO): protein serine/threonine kinase activity
Source: RefSeq, marked reviewed